AUGACUCACAGUAAACAGAACUCACUACUGUUAACCAAUCAACUACGUAGACAUAGUUAUUCGUCAGAACGUAAAAGAGAACAUUUACAUGAAAUUGACAUUUCACUAAUUAAUUCUGUUUUGUUACCGCCUUGUGAGAUUUUCACGGAAUCUAAUGCAAUCUCAUUUAUCGGAAAGUAUCAUAAGACAAAACCAGUCAAAUAUAAAGCAUUUGUCCUUCCAGAUAAAAUUGUUCUGCAUAACAAGAACCGCAAACUAAAUACCUACCCAAAACCAUGUAUCAUCUAUUCUGAAGUGAAAUACAUUUUCACCUCACCAAGUAUAUCAACCCCUGGCUGUUUUGUAUUAUGCAUCGAUUCAUGUACUGACAGACAAUGUCGUUAUGAGUUGUACAAAAUAAAAGAUCCAACAUCUCACGACUUCUUUAUAGACAUACUAAAAUGUGUUAUGGGAGUUAAGACUCGAAGACAUUGUAACAUGAUCAACAAUUAUUAUCAACAGCGUCAUUCCGUUGCAUAUAAGUCAAAAACUGCAAACACCGGUAGAACAUCAAUCUCUUCACAAGAUGAAUCUGAAUCAUUAUUCAAUUACGAGUCAUCAAGUUCAAAUAUUUCAUCUAGUCAAUUAAAACGGAAAUAUAAAUAA
Messenger RNA from Schistosoma rodhaini, 645 nucleotides. NCBI's taxonomy places the organism in Eukaryota, Metazoa, Platyhelminthes, Trematoda, Strigeidida, Schistosomatidae. The record is from the annotation of a GenBank genome assembly.